UCCAAGAGAUGCGCUGUCGUAGAUGUAACAUUAAAGGACACCUGGUGAAGGACUGCAACAGGCCGGACCGUGUACCAGGCUCUUGUUUCAUCUGUGGAUCCAUGGACCAUUGGGCGGCCAAAUGUCCAGAUAGGAAGGGCAGCCGUGAAACUAAUGGACUCAACCGUACGAACCAGAGCAGCAACAAUUUCCGUGCCUCAUAGAUUCGGGGAGUCCAGUUUCCUUUAUCAAG
This is a messenger RNA of Drosophila willistoni, 232 nucleotides long. RefSeq names its product CCHC-type zinc finger nucleic acid binding protein-like. Gene Ontology annotation, molecular function: nucleic acid binding; zinc ion binding. The record is from RefSeq and is a predicted model, not a curated record. The transcript is spliced from 2 exons. Bases 9 to 203 code for a protein of 64 amino acids. NCBI's taxonomy places the organism in Eukaryota, Metazoa, Arthropoda, Insecta, Diptera, Drosophilidae.